UCUUUAAAAAGGUGUCCCUUCUUCAUGGAACCACACAAUCGUACGCGUGUCUCACAGUUCUUCCUCCUGAGGCUCUCAGAUGAUCCAGACCUGCAGACCCUCCUCUUUGGACUCUUCCUGUCCACGUACCUGGUCACUGUGCUCGGGAACCUGCUCCUCAUCCUGGUUGUCAGUUCUGAUUCUCACCUCCACACCCCCAUGUACUUCUUCCUGUCCCAUCUGUCCUUGGCUGACAUUGGUAUAAGCACCACGACUGUUCCCAACAUGCUAGUGAACCUCCAAACACAGAGCAAAUCCAUCCCUUACGCAGGAUGCCUAGCUCAGGUGACCGUCUUUUCUCUUUUUGCAUGUUUGGAGAGUCUCCUUCUGACAGUGAUGGCCUAUGACCGGUUGGUGGCCAUCUGUCACCCUCUGCACUACCUGGUCAUCAUGAACCCCCGCCUCUGUGGCUUGUUGGUCCUGGUGUCAUUCUCCAUCAGCCUUUUGAACUCUCAGCUUCACUACUUGAUGAUGUCAAGGCUUACCUUCUGUGCAGAUGUGGAAAUCCCUCAUUUCUUUUGUGAGCUUUCUCAACUUCUCAACCUUGCCUGUUCUGACAUCUCCACCAGUAACAUAUUAAUCUAUUUCAUUGGUGCCAUCUUGGCUGGAGUUCCACUCUCGGGGAUACUUUACUCUUAUAUUAGGAUUAUAUCCUCCAUUCUGAGAGUCUCCUCAUCAGAUGGGAAGUACAAAGCCUUCUCCACCUGUGGUUCUCAUCUGUCAGUUGUUUGCUUAUUUUAUGGAGCAGCCCUUGGGGUAUAUCUCAGCUCCACUGUUUCUUCUUCCCACAGGAAGAGUGCAGUGGUCUCGGUGAUGUACACUGUGGUCACCCCUAUGCUGAACCCCUUCAUCUACAGUCUAAGGAACAGGGACAUCAAGAGUGCCCUAUGGGGGAUUAUCAUCAGAAUGGCCUAA
Messenger RNA from Dama dama (fallow deer), 954 nucleotides. Its product is annotated as olfactory receptor 7E178-like. The transcript has a single exon. NCBI's taxonomy places the organism in Eukaryota, Metazoa, Chordata, Mammalia, Artiodactyla, Cervidae. Gene Ontology annotation, molecular function: G protein-coupled receptor activity; olfactory receptor activity. Gene Ontology annotation, biological process: G protein-coupled receptor signaling pathway. Bases 25 to 954 code for a protein of 309 amino acids. The record is from RefSeq and is a predicted model, not a curated record. Gene Ontology annotation, cellular component: membrane.